UCAGACCUGGACCUAGCACCUAAAUGGAGCCACAGACGAUCAGAGAGGGAUAUCUAGUUAAAAAGCGUACACUUUUGAACACUUGGAAUGUGGUGUGGGUGGUGUUGUCGGAUGAUGGGGUGGAGUUCUACAAGAAGAAGACUGACAGCAGUCCCAAAGGAAUGUUCCCGCUGAAAGGGGCCAAGCUCACCAGCCCUUGUCAGGACUUCAGCCGAAAGAUGCUGGUCUUCAAGGUCACCACAGCAAGUAAACAAGACCAUUACUUUCAGGCCUCCCAUCUGGAGGAGAGAGAACUCUGGACCAAAGACAUCAAGAGGGCCAUCACCUGUCUGGAUGGUGGCAUGAAAUUCACAAGGAAGUCGACACGGAGGUCCAUUCGGUUGCCUGAAAAUGUGAAUCUGAAUGAGCUAUAUGUCUUAAUGAAAGACCCAGACUCAGGAUUGAAAGAGAUGACACUUGAGAAGGAGAAAAGAGUCUUCAAUCAAUGUUUCACUGGGAGCAUGGUGCUCGACUGGCUGGUGUCCACGAACCACGCCAGGAACAGGCAUGAGGGGCUGAUGUUGGCCACCGGGCUCCUCAAUGAGGGCUUCCUGCAGCCAGCUGGUGAUACAUCCAAGAGGGCAGCCACAGCCACAGCCGAAUCAGCCCUGCUGGACCAGAAUGAUGCAAUCUAUUACUUUGCAGACAGUGGCUUUUUCUGUGAAGGGUACUCCAGUGAUGAGGAUGUGAUCACAAAGGAGGAGUUCAGGGGGAUCAUCAUAAAGCAGGGGUGUUUGCUGAAACAGGGGCAUCGCAGGAAAAACUGGAAGGUGCGCAAAUUCACCCUAAGGGAUGAUCCUGCGUACAUGCACUACUAUGACCCCACAAAGGCUGAAGGGGAGCCCCUGGGCUCCAUCCACCUGCGUGGCUCGGUGGUAACUGCUGUAGAAUAUGUACCUGAUGCAAAAAAGCAUGACGUGUCUGGAAAUCUCUUUGAAAUCAUCACAUCAGAUGACACCCACAUUUUCUUGCAAGCUUCCACAGCAGAGGAACGCAAAGAGUGGAUUCAAGCAAUUCACACCGUGUCCAAGACUGGAAAAUAA
Megalops cyprinoides (Indo-Pacific tarpon) is the source of this 1082-nucleotide messenger RNA. Its product is annotated as pleckstrin-like. The record is from RefSeq and is a predicted model, not a curated record. The transcript has 9 exons. NCBI's taxonomy places the organism in Eukaryota, Metazoa, Chordata, Actinopteri, Elopiformes, Megalopidae. Gene Ontology annotation, biological process: intracellular signal transduction; actin cytoskeleton organization. Gene Ontology annotation, cellular component: plasma membrane. The coding region runs from base 24 to 1082 and encodes 352 amino acids.